This is a messenger RNA of Mucor velutinosus, 1599 nucleotides long. Its product is annotated as Rho-GTPase-activating protein 8. The transcript is spliced from 4 exons. Gene Ontology annotation, biological process: transmembrane transport; carbohydrate transport. NCBI's taxonomy places the organism in Eukaryota, Fungi, Mucoromycota, Mucoromycetes, Mucorales, Mucoraceae. Gene Ontology annotation, cellular component: membrane. Gene Ontology annotation, molecular function: carbohydrate:proton symporter activity. Bases 1 to 1599 code for a protein of 532 amino acids. The record is from RefSeq and is a predicted model, not a curated record.
AUGUCACCGAUUAUACCGCCUUCUUCGAAUAAAAACUCACAAGGAUCAGCCAAAUCAGAUUACGGUCUGACAUUAUACCUCAUAACAGCCUUCUCUGCCAUCGGUGGUUUCUUGUUUGGUUAUGAUUUUGGGGUCACGAGUGGUGUGAUGGCCAUGCCUCAGUUCCAGGAGUACUUUAAUCCAUUAACACCUGAAAUUAAGGGCGCCCUAAACUCUUUGAUGGGUUGUGGGGCUGUCUUUGGCUGUUUGCUCGCAGGCGUACUCUCUGAUCGUUUUGGCCGUCGUGACAGUAUUGGUGGUUUCGCAUUAGUUUUUAUUGUAGGUGGCGUUCUCCAAGCUGCUUCUCACAACAUUGAAAUGCAAUUAGUUGGCAGAUUCAUCUCUGGUAUCUCUGUAGGCGCUUGUUCAGUCUUGUAUACGGGUAUGUUGAUAUCAGCAUGGCUGGAUUAUGGCACGAUUUACGUUCAAAAUGACUGGUCAUGGCGUAUUCCUUACUUGGUUCAAGUUGCACCUGCUAUCCUUUUGGCUUCAUGUCCCUUCCUCUUGCCUCGUAGUCCUAGGUGGCUAGUUGAGAAAGGCAGACACGAAGAAGCCAUUAAAACACUAGCCUAUGUGCAUGGUAGAGGCGAUGUCAAUCACCCUUACGUUUUGCAAGAAUUCAACGAAAUCAAGGACAACGUUCAAUUAGAGAACAACGUCGCCGUCGAUUCUUAUAUAAGCAUGAUCAAAGAUCCCAGAAACCGUCGUGUGCUUUGGGUUGGCUGCUCUGUUGCCAUCUUCCAACAACUGACAGGUGCCAAUGUCAUCAUGUACUACGCUGCAUUCAUGUUCCAACAAGCUGGUCUUCAAGGUUCAUUGUCAUUACUAGCUAACGGUAUUGACUACGCUGUCAUGGUUAUCUUUUGCGUGCCUGGUAUGAUUCUAGUCGAUAGAGUAGGUCGUAUCAAAUUGAUGGUCAUUGGUUCUAUUGGUAUGUGUGCGUGCUUCUUCCUCAUGGCUGGUCUCUAUGGUGGUGUUGGUUACACUGAAUGGAAUGAAGAACAGCUGAGUCAUGUCAUAAACAUGAGUUCAAACCCUUCUGCUGAGCAUGCUGUCAUUGCAUUCAUUUUUAUCUUUGUUGCAUUUUAUGCUACUACUUGGGCUCCCGUGGCUUGGAUCUAUAUUGCUGAAAUUUUUCCCUUGAGAAUCAGAAGUAAAGGUUUUGCAUUGGCAUCAGCAAUCCUUUGGGUUGGUAAUAUCUUGGUUGGACAGGUCACUCCUAUCCUCAUGGACAAGAUUACUUGGGGUACCUAUGUCUUAUAUGGCGUUAUCGGUCUCGUUAUGCUUGUCUGGAUGUUCUUGUUUGCGCCAGAACCCAAGGGUCUUUCUUUAGAAGAAAUUGAAGUUGUGUUCCACGGCCCUCUCAUUGUGACAAACUUGAACUACGAAGAAUACAUCAAAGCACAUCAUGAUGAUGUUGAGAGAAUCCGUGCUGAAGUAGGUGCUGCCGCUGGUGGUCAUUACCAAACAGAGAAGAUUCAGAGAGACGACUCUUUCGACAAUGGCUCUACAGGUGAUAGUAGCAACGAUGAAAAAGUCAAAGUUGAUACCAAACCAUAA